Chiloscyllium plagiosum (whitespotted bambooshark) is the source of this 4043-nucleotide messenger RNA. It is a transcript of the gene fbxo28, whose product is annotated as F-box protein 28. Gene Ontology annotation, biological process: protein polyubiquitination. The record is from RefSeq and is a predicted model, not a curated record. Lineage: Eukaryota; Metazoa; Chordata; Chondrichthyes; Orectolobiformes; Hemiscylliidae. Gene Ontology annotation, molecular function: protein binding.
CACGCGGACGUGUAAACGUCAGAGGGCGCGUGGAUGCGUCACGUCCGGCCGGUUAAGAUGGCGGAUAUGAGCGGAGCAGCCGCUGGGGCUGAAGCUGGGCCCGCCGCAGAUCCUGGGCCCGAGCCUCUCACCGGCACAGAAUUCAGCACAAAUUCCGGGAUAGAGCAACUGCAUCAGAAUAAUCCCCUCCUUAACCUCCCGAUCGUCGCCAUCGACUCCAUCCUCGGGUUAAUGUCGUACGAUGAGAUCAGCGGCCUGAGAAUGGUAUGCAAACGGAUGGAUGCAGUUUGUCAGCGGAUGCUGAACCAGGGCUUUCUGAAAGUCGAGCGGUAUCACAGUUUGUGUCAGAAACAGGUUAAAGCGCAGCUACCACGGCGGGAGUCGGAGCGUAGGAAUCAUUCACUGGCACGUCAUGCAGAUAUCCUGGCAGCAGUGGAGACCAGACUGUCCCUGCUCAACAUGACCUUCAUGAAAUAUGUGGACACCAAUCUCUGCUGCUUCAUCCCUGGCAAGGUAAUCGAUGAGAUUUAUCGGGUUCUGAGGUAUGUAAACUCCACCCGGUCACCUCAGAGAGCCCACGAGGUUCUGCAGGAGCUAAGGGACAUCUCUUCCAUGGCAAUGGAGUACUUUGAUGAGAAGAUUGUGCCCAUCCUGAAGAAGAAGCUCAGCAUUUCAGACAUGUCUGGUCGCCUGCUCGGAGUCCCACCAGUGCCUGGGCCAUCCACCACACUAACAGCAGUGCAGCUCUUCUCUAAACAGAAUCCUGCCCGGCAAGAGCUCUGCAAACUCCAGCAGCAGAUGAAAGCACAGGGACUGAACGUGACGGCUACCAGGCGUGAGGUCUCAGAGUUCCGGGUCAAAUUCCAGGAGCAGCUCAAACAACUCCAGGACCAGGAUCAGAAAAUCCUAGAGCAGAACCAGAUCAUCAGUGAGCAGAAUGCCCGGCUGGCUGAACUGGACCGAAAGCUGGCUGAGCAUGCCCUUAAACACCAACAGAACGAGCAGAAGAUCAAAGACCUGCAGGAGCUUCUGGAACGAGUCAUUGAGAGCCGGGCUGCUGCUGAUCAAGCCACUACCGGGCAAAGCAAACGCAAGAAGGCAUCACCAGAGGGCACUGCCUCAGACUUACCCACCCGUGCCAAGCGCCUUCGGAGCAGGAAAUGAGCUGGAGGUUGCAAGAGGGAGAUCUUAUUGUUCUUGUGUCACUCAUAAUGGUAAUAGGUAUUUGUGUGCUUCUGCGCCAAGUUACACUGUAUAUACGGUGCAGGAUGACACAGGUUAGGAGAACAGACAAGGUAUUGGGAUGGCAACAGGCUCCAGUCAUAAGAUUGGGCAGAGUUAGUAGCCCUGGGGAGGGAGGCGAUGGAAAGCACUACGUUGGGAGCUGACCAGAGCAGAGCUGAAUUAAUCUCUGCUCUUUUCCCCAGUACUGGAUGACUGAAUCAAUUAAACUCCCCGGGUGGGCCAUCUGACAAAGAGGUGGAACAAGUGGUAAUCCAGCUCAAACAAUACAGACUAUUCUUAUUGAAGAAUUGUAUGUGUUCAGUUUGCUGGUCUUGGGUAGGGCAACAAAACUGUAGGCCUGAGUGUCAGCAUCUCCCUUCCCAGGGUGUAAGGUAGUUCCUUCUGCUGGUCAGUUGAUCAGCUCCCCCAGAAAUAUUUGUUUAUGCACUAAGUUUGGAGUGGAUCUGGCUCACUUCUGAUGUCCCAAUGGCCAAAUGGCCUGCUGCCAUCUUGAAGACUAUCCUCACCAGAGUUAAAGCAUUCAGGAUAAGAGGGCAGCCUACCUGUGACAGUUUGUUGAAUGUGGGCACUAUGACCCAGCAUAUGUUUUCUUCUAAUUAUCCUAUGAGUGUGGGUUUCAGAGUUAUGAUUUACUCUCUAUCCCCACACUGUUCAAAAUAGGUCAGGUUGAAGGGUAACAACAGGUUGGAUUCUGUACGUUUUUGCAGAGAGCUUGGGUCAUUAAAGCUUAGGGCCCAGAAUUCCUGUGGCUUUGUUCUUUUGAAUACUGAAGGAAGAUUGGAAUAAGGAGAGAACUUUAUCCCCAAAACAAACUUAUAUCAGACAAGCUGCUGUUGUAGCAGAGGCAUAAUCGAGUGAGGACAUUGUGAAUUACCCACAUCUAACUGCUCCCAUGAUGCUGGAUAGAUGGCCUAUUCAUUUGAUCGGUGGGUUUGGGGUCUCCCAACACAUCGGCAACACCAGGGAGUACAGCAAUCUGUCAUCCUAACUGUUCACUCAGUAAUACUAGCAGUACAAUUUUCUCCUAAGUACUGUGCCAGUAUAACCUGGGAGGUAGGGCCUGAUCCCAGUAUUGGUAAGGAAGGGUAGAUCAAAUGCUGAUUCGUUUAUUGAUUCUGAUAGGACUUUUACUCAGAAUAAAUUAGCAUGGCAUUGUAAAAGUAAACAAGUAACCUAGUAAGUGUCAGGGUCUUUUACCUCACUGCUGUGCAUAGCCAGCUCUUGUUUGUAUCUCAUGAACAAUGUGAAGUGCAUGAUUAGGAAUAACACACUAUCUAAAAAACUAAAUUUAUCUCCUCACUGAAAAUAGCGCAUCCAGGGGGUACCAAUGUCAUUAGUCAGCCCCAGCCCGAGGCAGUGUCACUCAAAGUGAUUCUGCUCAUGCUGCUCCUGAGGAGCUGUCACUCAAAGUAAUGCUACUGUUCAUCUCGCGGCAGCUUUACCAAUUACAAAUUUUAGCCUCUAUUCAGUCAUAUCCUGCCACUUCCAUUAUCCACCACAGCCCUCUCCAGGAAGGGAUUGAUGACAAUGCCAAGUACUAGACUGCUAGGAUUUCAUACUUCUUUCUGCUCCCCCACCCAAAAAAAAACCCUCUGGCUCCACACUACAGUUGUAACACAAACAUUGUGUGGCCUCUUAAAGGAGAUGGUAUUGAUGCCUAGGUUUUAGGACACUGUAAGGUUCUUCAGAAAGUUGUCAGCAUUUUGAAACCAAUCCUCGAUCGUUCCUUUUGAUCUGGUGUUCCUGUCACAGGCAGCUGCUUUUCUCUUCCUUGUCACUUCUACACUAAUGGAGCUUUCAGCUUCAAUGAUUGCAAUACUGAUUUUCUCCUGGCAGUCUUCUCCCAAGAUCUAUCUCCAGUCCUCUUUGCCGUGUCUGAGCUCCUUUCCCUCAGUGUUUAUGAAAAAGUGGGGGGGUAGGAUUAAUGCCUACUUGAAUUUGAGCCUGUUCCAUUUCCCUCCCUGCUUUGUGUGUGUGUGUGUGUGCCUUUGAUCUGUUUUUCACCGGUUGCCCCAUCACAAGCUUGGAAUUUGAGGUGUCCUUAGUCUGACUCUUGCAUGGUAGCCAUCAGACUUUGCAGAAUUCUUUUGAUACACUGGGACCCUUAACAACCUCCUGUGCACCAACGGGAAUCUGCUUACUGGGAGGUGAAUACAACACUGCUGUGAGCCAAAAACUGAAAGAAGAAUCAAGCCUUAAUGCGGCAGUCAGUGCAGGGCUGGACUCUGGUUCUGAGAGGUCUCUAAAGAUUCUUCACGCCAUAUUGAGGAUUCUAAGGAGCAAUUGUAUUCCUGCCUAUUGUGUUGUUACAGGACCUGGUUUACAGACACAUAACCCCCAAACCAUGUGCAAACUCACCGACAGACUGUUGAGCUGGAAUUAUAACCUGUUGAAGGAUACUAACUGGUUUGACAAAUUUGAGUAAGUCAAUUUGGGUUGGGCUUAGGGCAACUAUAGUUGGCCUCAGUUCCUUUGGCUGGGAAAGAAAAUAUUGGUCAGUUAAUUCUAGCAAUCUCUGGGGAAGAAUAUCUACUGGCAGACAAUGUCGUGCUUGGCUGUGGUACCAACCAGUUGAUCAUUCUGCAGAAAAAGAAUGACCUUUCAGUGUCUGUGGGCAUGUACCCCAGCAUGGAAAUUACUUUACAGGAGAACAGAAAAAUAAAAUAAAUGUUUAUUGUGAGUUCUUAUUUUUAAGUUCAACAAGAAUGAAUGGCCAAAUGCACCAAAAGUUAAAUAAUGGAAUGAUGUCAGCACCUUUAAGGUGUUCUUUAAGUUGUAUAAAAGGACAUUGAAUACUC